UUGGCAGCUGCAGUACGAGAUAUUUUGUUGUAGAAAGAAGCAGGCCCAUUCCCGUAAUCACGGAGAAACAUAUCAUUCCGCUCAAUAAUAUGUACUGACGAAGAAGUCAGAAUGGAAUCGCAAGGUAGAAAGCAAAGUUAUUUAGCUAAGUCCCCAGCUCUGUGUAAAUAAAUGGAUCAAAGGGCCGGCAGAUUGAACGGGCCAGUUUCCGCGAUUAGUUGCCCGGAAGCAGGCCUGGCAGGCAAGUUCUUACCAAUGUCUCCCGAGUUCACUGGACAAGGCCUUUGCUAAGAUGUUGUUGUUCAUGUUGGUGUUGGCGAGGUGGAGUUGUUGUAUUGGGCUGAAGAGGAGACUUGAGCCUCAACCCCACGUGGAUGAAAGAGGAAAUGGUCAACUACAUAAUCUCUUCCAAUGUCCAAUACCAGCAUCAUCCUCGUCAUCAUUGAUAUCACGACAGAACGGCCGACGCAUCCUUUAUUACGUGGCGGGAGAAAAGCAGCUUUCAUUCUACGCUUUCAGAUUUCCCAUUUUAGGUUUUGAUUCUCUUAUCUAUCUGUCAACCUGGAGGCGACUUCAGCACGCAUGGCAGCGAGGGACCGAUUUGGUGCCUACGCUGAACCCGCGCAAUCAACGCUACAACGAUACAUCCACAAUGCUUGCGACCCACAGAAUUUCGAACCCAACCUCGCUCUGAACCUCGAAGUAGCGGAUCUGAUAAACUCCAAAAAGGGCAAUGCGCCUCGGGAAGCCGCUGUCAGCAUAGUACAGCUCAUUAAUUCGCGGAAUCCCAAUGUCGCGUUGCUCGCCUUAGCGCUUCUUGAUAUAUGUGUGAAGAAUUGCGGAUAUCCAUUUCAUCUCCAAAUCAGCACGAAAGAAUUCCUUAAUGAACUGGUACGGAGAUUCCCCGAACGCCCUCCGAUCCGACCAUCCAGGGUACAGCAUCGAAUUCUAGAGUCGAUCGAGGAAUGGCGACAGACAAUAUGUCAAACAUCACGAUACAAGGAGGAUUUGGGGUUUAUCAGGGAUAUGCAUCGCCUGCUACUUUACAAAGGUUACAUGUUCCCGGAAAUUCGGCGGGAGGAUGCUGCAGUCUUAAAUCCUAGCGAUAAUCUCCAAUCUGCUGAGGAAAUGGAAGAAGAGGAACGAGCUGCCCAAUCAGCUAAACUUCAAGAGCUCAUUCGAAGAGGAGGCCCUGAAGACCUACAGGAAGCGAACAGGUUGAUGAAAGUGAUGGCGGGGUAUGACUUGAGACAUAAAACGGACUACCGAGCGAAGGCUGCUGAAGAGGUCGCCAAGGUCCAACAAAAGGCGAAGCUUUUGGAGGAAAUGCUUCAAAGUUACAAAGCAGGUGAUAAAUUAACAGAAGGGGAUGUCUUUGAGGAACUCGCCAACGCUCUGCAAAGCGCACAUCCGAAAAUCCAGAAAAUGUGCGAGGAGGAGUCGGAUGAUUCAGAAGCUGUUGCCAAACUCUUAGAAAUCAAUGAUAGCAUACAUCGGACGAUCCAGCGCUAUAAGUUAGUGAAGUCGGGCGACCUAGAUGGGGCUGCCAAAAUUCCGAAAGGAACGCUGGGGACAAAGACCGGCGUGAAGAAGAAUUCCGAUAAUGAGUUAUCCUUGAUCGAUUUUGGCGACGAUACUGAACCUAGCUCCAAUGGCAGCACGACUGUCAGUACGUCGCAAUCGCAAGCUCCACUGUCAUCGGAGGGCGACCUCCUUGGUCUUUCAUUUCAAGAAAAUUCACAACCACAAGGUGGCGGCAUAUCUCUCGGACAUGGCCUCAGCUCAGGUCUAUCGACGUUACCGGGGCUCUCGUCUACAUCAUCACUAUCCGGAAACCUGUUUAAUAGCCCAGCCCUUUCCACAUCUGCUGUCUCAGUGUCGGAAACCCAGCCCCCGACAUCUAUGCCAGCCUCAAUCCAGCAACCACAACUAACAGCAACGACCCCACCAGCGGAUACAUUCGCAUCUCUAGGCUCGGCACGUUCCCAGACAUCGUCACCGUUCAACCACCUGCAAAGCUCCCUGGUCUCUAGCUCCUCACCAUCGUCCCUUCUUGACCUAGGGCAGGGAAUGUCUCAGAGAGCAACGCCGCCGACAGCACCCACAGCUACUGCAGGGGAUGAUGAAUGGACCUUCGCCUCGGCCCUUCCGGAGAACAAUCUGCCUAGCACCAGCAAGGUACAAGUCCUGAAGUCAUCGAUAGGCAUUGAUUUCGCCGCCUGUAGGAAUGCAGGGGAUCAGAAGAUUCAUGUAGUAGUCUCCUUUUCAAACAAUACCAGCCAACCAAUUUCGGACCUCCACUUCCAAGUUGCAAUUGAGAAGGCAUAUAAUUUACAACUGACGCCACAGUCUGGACGUAACAUAGCCCCGCUGCAGCAGAAUGGAGUUCGUCUUGAAAUGCACUUGAGUGGAAUCCCAUUCGGGAACGGGAACUUGGUUAAACUGCGGUAUAAGGUUUCGUAUAAGCUUGGAACGGAGGAAAAGGAAGAGCAGGGGCGUGUACCUCCCUUAGGCAUAGCAUGAUUGUACUAUUUGCAAUUCACCACCCUUUCUCUUCGCUCUUUGAACUAGCUUGUUGAAAACGAGAGCGUGAACGACAGAAGCGAAGGGGGGUUGGGAAAUCGAGAUAAAUAAACCAAGCAUGACGCAGGAAUCUAUAAAGCCGACCAAGAAAUAGCUGGCAAACAUUACGAAGCUAGUGACUUUUUUCAACGAGACUUCCAAGUUCUUUUCGAAGUGGAAGCGUUGUUUCCCUCUUUGUUUAAUACUGGCUCCCAAUUUUGACCAAUCUAAUGAGACUCCGCGGCUCCUGUACUCUUUUUUACUCUUUUUUCUUGCUUUCGCAUUCCUUCUAGUUAUUCCUUGUCAAAUUCUAGAACCCCAGAUUUUAUAGUGGUAAACAAAAAAAAAAAAAAAAAAAAAAAAA
This is a messenger RNA of Blastomyces gilchristii SLH14081, 2926 nucleotides long. RefSeq names its product VHS domain-containing protein. The coding region runs from base 583 to 2523 and encodes 646 amino acids. The transcript is spliced from 8 exons. NCBI's taxonomy places the organism in Eukaryota, Fungi, Ascomycota, Eurotiomycetes, Onygenales, Ajellomycetaceae. The record is from RefSeq and is a predicted model, not a curated record. Gene Ontology annotation, molecular function: ubiquitin binding; phosphatidylinositol binding. Gene Ontology annotation, biological process: Golgi to endosome transport; protein transport to vacuole involved in ubiquitin-dependent protein catabolic process via the multivesicular body sorting pathway; Golgi to vacuole transport. Gene Ontology annotation, cellular component: trans-Golgi network.